UGGUUUGUACUCAGGCAUCGUAUCGAACAGUCACGUCGCGCUGUUUGCAGAACGGACCAAUCAAUCCACCAUGGCAGCGUCCGGUGGAACUUUAAACUGUGAGGACUUUUCAAUGUUUCAGGAGGUUCUGAAGGUGAUGCGCAACAUAGAUGACCGCAUUGUCCAUGCCCUCAACACCACAGUGCCCACGGUCUCCUUCUCAGGCAAAGUGGAUGCCACACAAACGUGCAAAGAACUCUAUGAAUCUAUGAUGGACGCCCACCUGACCAGAGACAAAGCCAUCAAGUCCUGUAUAGCGCAAUCUUCAGAGGAGGUGGCACAACUGCGUAAACAAAGAGCAAAAGACAGCGAAAACCUGGCUCUCAUCAAACUGCUCAGAAAGGAGCAGACCAAAUUAAAGCUCAUGCAGUCAGAGCUGAAUGUUGAGGAAGUUGUCAAUGAUAGAAGUCUGAAGCUUUUCAGCGAAAGGUGCCGAAUCCACUACACGCCUCCGAAGGUGAAGUGAAGCAGCGUCUGAUCAGAGCAGCUGCUUUCCUCGGGGUUUGAAUCCAGACUGGAUGUGAAACUAUGACCUGCUGCCACAUCUCGACUGCAGACCAUUCAGACCGAUCCGACUUCUCCUACAACACCCUUGUAUUCCAUUGUGACUUCUGUAUUGGAUCACCACAGCUGUACCGCAGUCAUUGGUUUGCUUCUUUACUGGGAAACAUUGUACAAAAAGAGUGUUUUUGUUUUUUUUAAUAAGAAAAUGAAAUGUUUCCAAGCGGCGUGUUGUCUGCUUUUGAAUGCCAUUUUCGUGUGAUACCUGCAAUUAAGUGGUACGGUUUAAUCUUCCUACGCUGCUCUGCGAAUUUAAAUAUUUUACAUUUGAAACAAAUGUCAGUUGAUCUGUGUACAGACAUUCAUGGGUCCCGGAAAAUUCAUCUUAAUGAAUGUGAGCAUGUUAACGUUCCGUGCGAAUCACCGCCGUGCCGCAGAACAACGUCACAAAGCUGUAGACGAGUGAUGUUGUUAAUCUUCAUUCCUUGACUCAGCAAACUUGUUAGACCGGUGAUUAGUACGUUUACUCAUGUUUUUAAUCUUAAGAAUGUUCACCUGUCACCUAAUGCAUGGUAGGACACAACCAUCAUGUGAUUCGGGAAGAAAGAACAAACAUAUUGCUUGAGCUAUUUCAAUAAGUUUACGAACUGUAGAUUUCAACAGCAAAUAAUGUGUGUUUUACACCUUUUAUACCAGUAUUUCUGCCUUGAAUUCUAGCUUCUAUUCAGACACCCGUUGUGUUCUUGUUCUUCUCCUUCUGUUAACUUGGCCCACAACGACAAAAAGUCCAGUGCUUUCGCUGCUUCAGUAGUAGGUGGAAAUUCUGUUCCUAUUUUUGGUUAAACAAAUUCCAUAAAAAGACCAAAUCCGACAAUAAAUUGACCCCACCACUUUGAUAGGGGAGGUGUAAUCUAUUCAUUGGUUAGAAAAUUAAUUAAUAAUUUCAUAGCUUGAUGGAAAACAUGUUAAAAUGAGAGAUUUAGCUUUCUGUCUUCUACUUUUACAUGUAUUUUUCACUAUGGUUUUACAUGACACACACCUCACGGACCGAGACGACACCGGUGGAAUCCUCCUUCAGGCAUUCAGAAACAGAUGAUAAACUGUGAAACUGUACUUAGGAAUGAGGCACACAAAUGUUACUUGUUUCUGACAACAAUUGGUGCUGCUCCUGUAUCAUUUUGUAUUUGACGAGUUCACUGUGGUUUAGAACAGAUAGUUAAGAUACAAUGAUCACAAUCAGGUUCACGCCGGAUGAGACGCACCGGCUCUGUCAAAAUCUUUGAAGAAAUGAAUGUUUUUGGUAAAUGUAAAAAGUGUUAUUUAACCCUUAAGCCUCACUUCUGCUUUUCUAGGGACCAAAAUGUCACAGAAAAUGCUAGUAAGUCAUGUUUUACUGUUUUUAUAGUCAUAGUAAACCCAGAGGCCUGGGUACACGGGCUCGGUGAAGGUGGUGUGAAAGGUGUGUCAGUGUGUUGGAGGAGACUUUGUAGAAGGACAGAGUGUCUGCAGACCAGUCCAGAUACACACCGAGUGUGGAGCAGCAAUCAGAGUGAGGAGGAGACUGCCACACACUUUCUUUCUUUCUAUGUCUUUCCCAUAAGCAUAAUCCUGGCCAAAAGCUCACCAUAGGGGGACAACAUCAAAAUAAUAUAUCUGAACCAUUUCCCUUUCUUUCAAUGAUGGACUUUCUGACCCGUAAAAUUUAGAAUAAAAUGUCUGAAAACUGC
Messenger RNA from Gasterosteus aculeatus aculeatus (three-spined stickleback), 2267 nucleotides. RefSeq names its product mitochondrial matrix import factor 23 (gene mix23). Gene Ontology annotation, cellular component: mitochondrion; mitochondrial intermembrane space. The record is from RefSeq and is a predicted model, not a curated record. NCBI's taxonomy places the organism in Eukaryota, Metazoa, Chordata, Actinopteri, Perciformes, Gasterosteidae.